AUGGAAUGUCUCUACUGUUUUCUGGGAUUUCUGCUUCUGGCUGCAAGAUUGCCACUGGAUGCUGCCAAACGUUUUCAUGAUGUGCUGAGUAACGAAAGACCUUCUGGUCAUAUGUGGGAGCACAACCAAUUAAAUGGGUGGUCUUCAGAUGAAAAUGACUGGAAUGAAAAACUCUAUCCAGUGUGGAAGAAGGGAGACUCAAGGUGGAAAAGCUCUUGGAAAGGAGGCCGUGUGCAGGCAGUUCUGACCAGUGAUUCCCCAGCAUUGGUGGGCUCAACCAUAACAUUCGCAGUGAACCUGGUAUUCCCCAGAUGCCAAAAGGAAGAUACCAGCGGCAACAUAGUCUAUGAGAAGAACUGCAGAAAUGAUACUGGUCCAUCUCCUGACCUUUAUGUUUACAACUGGACAGCGUGGACAGAGGACAGUGGCUGGGAAAACGACACCAGUGAAGGCCAUCACAAUGUGUUCCCUGAUGGGAAGCCUUUCCCUCACCCCUGGAAAAAGAAUUUUGUCUACGUGUUCCACACACUUGGUCAGUAUUUCCAGAAAUUGGGACAGUGUUCAGUGACAGUUUCCAUAAACACAGCCAAUGUGAGUCUUGGCCCUCAAAUCAUGGAAGUAACUGUCUUUAGAAGACACCGACGGACAUAUGUUCCCAUCGCAAAAGUGAAAGAUGUGUAUGUAGUAACAGAUCAGAUUCCUGUAUUUGUAACUAUGUCCCAGAAGAACAAUCGAAAUUCAUCUGAUGAAACCUUCCUCAGGGACCUCCCCAUUACGUUCAGUGUCCUGAUUCACGAUCCCAGCCACUUCCUCAAUGAGUCUGCCAUUUACUACACGUGGAAUUUCGGGGAUAAUACUGGUCUCUUUGUUUCCAACAAUCACACUUUGAAUCACACCUAUGUGCUCAAUGGAACCUUCAGCCUUAACCUCACCGUGCAAGCAGAAGUGCCUGGACCUUGUCCUUUGCCUUCACCCAGACCUCCAAAAACCACCCCUUCUUUGGUACCUACUGGUGACAAUACCCUGGAGCUGUGGGAGAUUCCUGAUGAAAGUUGCCAUAUUACCAGAUAUGGCUACUUUAAAGCCACCAUCACAAUUGUAGAGGGCAUUCUAGAGGUUAACAUCAUCCAGGUGACAGAUGUCCUGAUGCCUGGGCCACAGCCUGACAAUUCCCUGGUGGAUUUCGUCGUGACCUGCCAAGGGAGCAUCCCCACAGAGGUCUGCACCGUCAUCUCUGACCCCAGCUGCCAGAUCACCCAGAACCCAGUCUGCGACCCUGUGGCCGUGGAGCUGGGUGACGCGUGCUUGCUGACCGUGAGGAGAGCCUUCAGUGGGUCUGGGACAUACUGUAUGAAUCUCACUCUGGGUGAUGAUGCGAGUCUGGCCCUCACGAGCACCCUUGUCUCUAUCUCCAGCAGAGACCCAGCUUCCCUUUCAAGAAUGGCAAAUGGUAUCCUGGUCUCCCUUGGCUGCUUGGCCAUACUCGUCACUGUGAUUGCCUUUUUGAUGUACAAAAAACACAAGGAAUACAAACUAAUAGAAAACAGCCCUGGGAUCGAGAUCAGAGGCAAAGGCCUGAAUGUUUUCCUCAAUCAUGCAAAGACCCUGUUCUUCCCCGGAAACCAGGAAAAAGAUCCACUGCUCAAGAACCAACCAGGAAUUCUUUAA
Messenger RNA from Rangifer tarandus platyrhynchus (Svalbard reindeer), 1668 nucleotides. Lineage: Eukaryota; Metazoa; Chordata; Mammalia; Artiodactyla; Cervidae. The record is from the annotation of a GenBank genome assembly.